AUGAGAGUUACCCUUUCAUCCACUCUCUCAUCAAUCAUAUGGGAAAACACAUUAAGUAUCUCAAGAGAGGGCCGGAUGUUUGUUAGGGUUGAACAAAUGGUGGAGGCUGAGCAGCCGGCACUGAGGACUUCAGCCUCCCGAGACGCUUGGAUACGAGUGAAGGAGACAGUCCAAGAUGUUUUGAAGGAUUUGAAGAUUGGAACUGCACUCUUGAACCUUACCAAAUUGCUAUGGCUAAAUAGUAGGAUAGAAAAAUUCCGGUUUGAUUCCCAAGCAAACGCACUGCAUUGCGAGGAAUUAUCCAUGGCUCGGAAAUCAUCCUACUUCACAAUAAGACCUUUGCCACCAGAAGAAGACUUCUAUAAAACUGAUAGUAAGUCUGAGGUGUCAGGAAGGUAUAUGGCUCUGGUUCACGGAUGUGAACAUGAGGAAGGACAAUGUUUUGGAGCUGAAGAAGCCAUACCAUUGUCAUCACCAAAUAGGGUCGAAUGA
Melampsora larici-populina 98AG31 is the source of this 492-nucleotide messenger RNA. RefSeq lists its product as uncharacterized. The transcript is spliced from 3 exons. The record is from RefSeq and is a predicted model, not a curated record. Bases 1 to 492 code for a protein of 163 amino acids. NCBI's taxonomy places the organism in Eukaryota, Fungi, Basidiomycota, Pucciniomycetes, Pucciniales, Melampsoraceae.